Molecule: messenger RNA, 1285 nt
Organism: Neomonachus schauinslandi (Hawaiian monk seal)
Lineage: Eukaryota; Metazoa; Chordata; Mammalia; Carnivora; Phocidae
Gene: CDK6
Product: cyclin dependent kinase 6
Exons: 7
Coding region: 67-1047 (326 amino acids)
Biological process (GO): regulation of cell population proliferation; protein phosphorylation; G1/S transition of mitotic cell cycle
Cellular component (GO): cyclin-dependent protein kinase holoenzyme complex; cytoplasm; nucleus
Molecular function (GO): cyclin-dependent protein serine/threonine kinase activity; ATP binding; cyclin binding
Source: RefSeq, a predicted model, not a curated record
GCGAGCGAGCCGAGCGCGCCCCCCCGCCCACCCCAGCGGUGCCGCGCCGGGCGGCGUCCGGGCGGCAUGGAGAAGGACGGCCUGAGCCGCGCAGACCAGCAGUACGAGUGCGUGGCGGAGAUCGGGGAGGGCGCCUAUGGGAAGGUGUUCAAGGCCCGGGACCUGAAGAACGGAGGCCGUUUCGUGGCGCUGAAGCGCGUGCGGGUGCAGACGGGCGAGGAGGGCAUGCCGCUCUCUACCAUCCGCGAGGUGGCGGUGCUGAGGCACCUGGAGACCUUCGAGCACCCCAACGUGGUCAGGUUGUUUGAUGUAUGCACAGUGUCACGGACAGACAGAGAAACCAAACUAACAUUAGUGUUUGAACAUGUUGAUCAAGACUUGACCACUUACUUGGAUAAAGUCCCGGAGCCUGGAGUGCCCACUGAAACCAUAAAGGAUAUGAUGUUUCAGCUUCUCCGAGGUCUAGACUUUCUUCAUUCUCACCGAGUAGUGCAUCGUGAUCUAAAACCACAGAACAUUCUGGUGACCAGCAGUGGACAAAUAAAGCUGGCUGACUUCGGCCUUGCCCGCAUCUACAGUUUUCAGAUGGCUCUUACCUCAGUGGUCGUCACGCUGUGGUACAGAGCUCCAGAAGUCUUGCUUCAGUCCAGCUACGCCACCCCUGUGGACCUCUGGAGUGUUGGCUGCAUAUUUGCAGAAAUGUUUCGUAGAAAGCCUCUUUUUCGUGGAAGUUCAGAUGUCGAUCAGCUUGGAAAAAUCUUGGACGUCAUUGGACUCCCAGGAGAAGAGGACUGGCCUCGAGAUGUCGCCCUUCCCAGGCAGGCUUUUCACUCAAAAUCUCCUCAACCGAUUGAGAAGUUUGUAACAGAUAUUGAUGAACAAGGCAAAGACCUACUUCUGAAGUGCUUAACAUUUAAUCCAGCCAAAAGGAUAUCCGCCUACAGUGCCCUGUCUCACCCAUACUUCCAUGACCUGGAGAGGUGCAAGGAGAACCUGGAUGCCCAUCUGCCUCCCAGCCAGAACAGCUCAGAGAUGAAUACAGCCUGAGGUGCCGGCCGCUGCCUUGAGCUGAUCACCCGGAGAACACCCUUGGGGGCUGAUGGCCCCCCCACACCCUGAGUAAGCCCCGGCAGAGGUGCUGAGGAUCACUGGCUGGGGAUCUUCUAGUUGCCGUCUUCUGGACGGGCUCUGCUUCUCCAUGGAAACCACCUCGUGUACUGUUUUGAAAUCAAUGCAAGAAUGUUUGCAGCUUUAUGUUCGUUCGUUUGUUUGUCUGUUUGUUUGU